Molecule: messenger RNA, 1311 nt
Organism: Aspergillus wentii DTO 134E9
Lineage: Eukaryota; Fungi; Ascomycota; Eurotiomycetes; Eurotiales; Aspergillaceae
Product: alpha/beta fold hydrolase
Exons: 3
Coding region: 166-1155 (329 amino acids)
Molecular function (GO): catalytic activity
Source: RefSeq, a predicted model, not a curated record
GGCAAUUUAAGAUAGCCAAUAGCAUCACUACCAAGAACCAACACUACAUAAAGUCUCCGAAUGUCGCCGAUAUCUCACUGGUGAUGAGCAGAGCAUUUAAUCUGUUUGUUGUCCGUCUUGAUUUCUGUAUAAGUUUCUGGAUUCUUUUCAACUCGGGUAGACAAAAUGGCGUCCAUCGCAUUUCCUCAUAAUUCCAAAUCCCUCACCCUUUCAACCUCACAUUCGUAUACCUACGUCUUCUUCCCGGCAUCCAAACCAUCCUGUCCCACAAUCCUGUUCCUCCAUGGCUUUCCAUCCUCCUGCUACGACUGGAGGCAUCAGAUUGCAUAUUUUGCCCGCCAUGGAUAUGGCGUCCUUGCGCCAGACCUGCUGGGAUACGGCGAUACUUCCAAACCCUCAGCUACGAGAGAAUACACCUGCAAAAAUAUGGCAGCAGAAAUCGUUGAGCUUUUAGACCAUGAGAGACUGACCCAGGUCCAUGCCGUAGCCCACGAUAUAGGAUGUAUGCUUCUCUCUCGGCUCGGGAAUUACUUUCCUAAUCGUCUCUUGACAUGUGCCUUUCUGGCGGUUCCCUAUUCGAAACCCGGAGGACACUUCGACUUGGAUGAGGUCAAUAAAUUGACAAAGCAGCUUCUGGGGUUCGAAAAAUUUGGAUAUUUGAGCUUUUUUGUUAGCGACCGAGCAGGGAUUCUUCUGGAUAACCAUAUUGACUCGUUCUUCACGCUGUUCUAUCCGGCAAAUCCGGAAUUAUCGAUUAAACAUGUUGGUCCAUCAGGCGCCAUGGAAGCAUGGCUCCAAAAUGACACGCAAGGACCAUUGGCUCCUUAUAUAAAUGAAGAGGAGAGAAUUAUCCACCGGGAGAUCAUGCAAGGCCAGUACUCCUCAGCACUAAACUGGUAUCGUGCACUGGUCUGGAACCUCAAUGAAGAGGAAGAGCUUCAAGCAGAUCUGAAUCCAAAUCUAACAGUGCCGGUCUUGAUGAUCAGCCCACAACCCAGUCCAGUCGAGCUUCCGGGUAUAGGGGAGCAAAUGAGGUGCAUUGCUGACAAGGUUGUCGUCAAAGAGGUCAGCACGACUGGACAUUGGAUGCAACUGGAGGCACGGGAGGAGGUCAAUGAAAUUCUCGCAGAAUUUUUCGACAAAUGUACCCCAUGAAUAGCCUUGCAUAAGAUCUGAAAGAAAUCAGAUCCGCGGAAAUUUCUUGGGUCAUUUGAUUAUAGUAUCUUGGAUGAAUGAAACCCUUAACUGCUCGUUGUUUAUGCGCAAGCCCACUAUAUCCAACUAUGACCAUGUUUGUUAUUUGAGUUGAAU